GAAAGAGUUCCAGCACCGGAAGCCCUUAGCUAGCUCUCUCUCUCUCUCUCUCUCUCUCCCGUUUGCCCGAUUAGAACAAAUCGACGAAGGCAAUCUAUCUCUAUUUGGCUCCCUUCAGCUCGGUUUCUGUCUCUUUCUUUUAAGUUUGUAGAUGAACUUGUUGUCCGGAUUCAUUGAUUUUUGAGAAUACGUUGUAGUUGUCAAUUAUCACUGGCCUGUCAGCUCAACGGAAUUGAAUUAUCAACUAAAUUCAUUUGAGUAUUGGUUCUUUUGCCGAAUUUUACUUAUUUUUUAUAAUUGAAGGCUGUUGGCCCCAAAAAUGGCUUUGGUCGAUGUCACUAAGACUUGCCUCGAUUCGAUUAGCCAGAUAUCAGAGCAUAUUGAAGGUUCCAUUCUCUAUCUGGAUGCUGGAUCUUCAGAAAGUUUCCAACUUAUGGGGGCAUUUCCUGUGUUACUGAACCUUGGAGUGCGUGCCAUUUGCAGCUUGGAGAACAUGUGUUCUCUUGAUGUGGUAGUGGAUUGGAACUCCAGCUCAGAACCUGCAAGAAAAAUUGCGGUGAUCACAUCUCGUCUCCUAAGCGAUGCACAUCGAUAUAUAUUACGUUGCCUGAGCACACAUCAAGGUGUUCAUUGUUGUAUUAUAUUCACAUCUAUCUCGGAGCUAGCACAUUCUGCGUAUCCUGAUUCGCCUCUGGGACCAGAUGCAUUUCAUGAAUAUGAAUCCUUGCUUGUCCAAGAUUAUGAGGAGCUUGUUAAAAAAAGUUUGACAAUGUCCAAACAGCCAGAAAGUAGUCACUUAAAGGAUAAUUUAAUCUCUGAAGAUGAAGGAUGGUCAGAACUCACUUCCAUUGAAGAGGACAUUCAACAUGAAGCUAGUUUAAGUGAAAGAGAUUAUUGCAAAGAUAAUCUGAUAGAUCACACAGAAGAUGUAGGGCAAAAAUUGGUUGUUUCAGUACAUCACUUCCCAAUGGUUUUGUGUCCUUUUUCACCAAGAGUGUUUGUUUUACCUUCAGAGGGGUCAAUUGCUGAAGCAUACUUAUCAGUUGAACAUGAGGAUGCUUUUAGUCCUGGCUUGCCUCCCUUAAGUACUGGAUUGCCUUCUGAUGGUGAUGAUACUCCUCCUGGAGCAACCCUUACGGCACACUUUAUUUACCAUCUUGCAGCCAAGAUGGACUUGAAGAUGGAAAUUUUUUCCCUUGGUGAUCUUUCAAAAACUGUAGGAAAGAUUUUAACAGACAUGUCAAGCCUUUAUGAUGUAGGACGGCGAAAAAGAUCAGCAGGACUUCUACUCAUCGACCGUUCUCUGGAUCUACUAACACCAUGCUGUCAUGCGGAUUCACUUGUUGAUCGGAUGUUUUCAUCCUUGCCCCGUAGGGAAAGUUUAAAAUCCCAUACACAUUUAAAAGGCUCACAGAGCCAACUAAAAAAUGGCCCAUCUACCCUGCAGCGUGCUUCUAUUGAUGUUCAUAUACCUCUUGGAAACAUUCUAAAUGAAGAAGAUUGCAAAAUGGAUAACUUCCGGCUCUUAGAAAGCGUUGAAGCUUUUCUUUGCGGUUGGGAUCCUAGCAACACUGAUUCUCAAAUUGGGGAUUUGAUCAAUCUCAGCAACAAAAUCCAUAAGGAGAAACCCCUUCACUCUGAAACAGAACUCCUAAGUGGAUCAUUUGUAUCAACUGAAAAUUUCCGUGGAACUCCCUACUUAGAAGCUAUAUUAGACAGAAAAACAAAAGAUGGGACCAUACUGCUAAAGAAGUGGCUACAAGAAGCUCUUCGUCGGGAAAAUAUAACCGUGAAUGUGAAAACUCGUCCUGGUUUUGCUACAAAAUCAGAUUUGCAGUCUUUGAUUAAAGCAUUAGCUAAAAACCAAUCAUCUUUGGUGAGAAACAGAGGAAUUAUCCAAUUAGCAGCAGCUGCAUUGGUUUCCCUCAAUGAAUCACAUAGUGCAAGAUGGGAUGCAUUCAUUAGUGCUGAGAAAAUGUUGAGCAUAAGUGCUGGGGACACAAGCCAGAGUCUUGCUGCCCAAAUUGGUGAUCUCAUCAAUAAGAGUGCUUUCAUAGGGUCACAUGGACAGAAGAAGGGAAAAAUAGAGGCCUCAAAAGGGGUACUGUCUUUUCAAGAUGCUCUACUCCUUAUGAUUACUGGAUAUAUGUUGGCUGGUGAGAAUUUCCCAACAUCUGGAUCUGAUGGCCCUUUUUCUUGGCAAGAGGAGCAAUUCUUGAAAGAUUCUGUUGUCGAUGCUAUUCUUGAAAAUCCAGCAGUAGCAAAACUGAAAUUUCUUCACGGUCUAAUGGAAGAGCUCGAGGCCAACCUGCAGAGGAUCAAAUCAGAGGAAAAUAAAGAAGUAUCUACGAAAAAAUUACAAAUUGAUGAUUUUGAUGAUGAUCAGUGGGGUCAAUGGGGUGAUGAAGAUGCUGAUGAUGGUAAUGAUAAUGCUAGUAAAGAUUUGUACAAUGACAUGCAGUUGAAGUUGGAGCUACGUGAUAGGGUAGAUAACCUUUUCAAAUUCCUUCACAAGCUAUCCAGUUUGCAGAGGAAGAAUAUACCAUCGAGGGAUUGGACAAUGGCAUUGGAAACUAAUUUCGGUGGAGAUUCCUACACAAGUAAAGGACUACUUUAUAAACUUCUAACUAGGUUGUUGAGCAGGAAAGACGUACCUGGGUUGGAGUACCAUUCCUCUACAGUGGGGCGACUUUUUAAAAGUGGGUUCGGGAGAUUUGGGCUUGGGCAGGCAAAACCAAAUCUGGCUGAUCAAAAUGUCAUUCUGGUUUUUGUCAUCGGAGGCAUCAAUGGUCUUGAGGUACGCGAAGUUCAGGAGGCAUUGUCUGAUAGCGGAAGGCCUGAUGUUGAAUUGAUUCUGGGUGGAACAACUCUCCUGACACCUGAUGACAUGCUUGACUUACUGCUGGGAAAUUCUAGCUAUAUUUGAUCUUGACUAUGAUAAAAGAAAGUAAUAUGUCCAAAAUAUAUUUUUUUUUUUCCCCUGUUGGCUGAUAUUUCAGCUGAUAUGUAUACGAGCUAAUUUGAAUUCAUUUGUUGCCAAAUUUGGCUUCAUCCUAUGAAGAAAAUUGAAGGUUCCAACAAGUUGUC
Molecule: messenger RNA, 3087 nt
Organism: Ziziphus jujuba (common jujube)
Lineage: Eukaryota; Viridiplantae; Streptophyta; Magnoliopsida; Rosales; Rhamnaceae
Product: sec1 family domain-containing protein MIP3
Exons: 8
Coding region: 320-2926 (868 amino acids)
Biological process (GO): vesicle-mediated transport; intracellular protein transport
Source: RefSeq, a predicted model, not a curated record